GAUUUUAGCUACAAAACUUGUCGCCAUCUUUCCAGUGCGUGGUCGGCCUUCCUUCGUCACAGCAGUGAGGUCGGCUGCUAAAUUUACCAAAAUCCUCCAAAAUGGGUUUCAUCAAGGUGGUAAAGAACAAGGCUUAUUUUAAGCGCUUCCAAGUCAAGUUUAAAAGGCGACGCGAAGGCAAGACUGAUUACUAUGCCAGAAAACGCCUUGUUGUUCAAGCCAAGAAUAAGUACAACACUCCAAAAUAUAGGAUGAUUGUGCGCAUUACCAACACUGAUGUCAUAGCACAAAUUGCCUUUGCCCGUAUUGAGGGAGAUGUAGUGAUUGCCAGUGCUUAUUCUCAUGAGCUCCCCCAUUUUGGGGUCAAGGUUGGCCUCACCAACUAUGCUGCCUGCUAUUGCACCGGCUUGCUUUUGUCUAGAAGAGUUCUGAAGAAGUUGAAGUUAGAUGCCUUGUAUGAAGGACAGACUGAAGUUAAUGGAGAGAUGUAUAAUGUAGAAGACGUCGAAGAGGGCCCUGGUGCAUUCCGUGCUAAUCUUGAUAUUGGUUUGGCACGCACUACAACUGGUGCCAAAAUCUUUGGUGUCAUGAAGGGGGCUGUUGAUGGUGGGAUUGAGAUUCCCCACAGUGAGAAGAGGUUCCCAGGUUAUGACCGGGAAGCAAAGGAAUUCAACGCUGCAGUCUUGAGAGAUCACAUAUUUGGUAAGCAUGUUGCUGAUUACAUGCGAGAGCUGAUGGAUGACGAUGAGGACGCUUACAAGCGUCAGUUCUCUCGUUACAUUAAAGAAGGCAUCACAGCAGAUGAGUUGGAGGAAAUUUACAAGAAGGCACAUGCUACUAUUCGUGCUGACCCAUCAUCAGGACCCAAGCCUGAUAAGAAGAUUGUCAAGAAGAGGUGGAAUGCCAAGAAGUUGACUUAUGAUGAACGUAGGGCUGCUGUACAACAAAGGAAAGAUGCAUGGUUGGCCAAAAUUGAAAGGGGUGAAGCUACUCUGGAAGAGCUUCAGAAACCCAUGAAAAAGAACAACUAGGCAACUUUAAUAAAGUUUUCCAGAGUAA
This is a messenger RNA of Macrobrachium nipponense, 1059 nucleotides long. RefSeq names its product large ribosomal subunit protein uL18-like (gene RpL5). The transcript has 7 exons. Lineage: Eukaryota; Metazoa; Arthropoda; Malacostraca; Decapoda; Palaemonidae. The record is from RefSeq and is a predicted model, not a curated record. Gene Ontology annotation, cellular component: ribosome; cytosolic large ribosomal subunit. Gene Ontology annotation, molecular function: structural constituent of ribosome; 5S rRNA binding. Gene Ontology annotation, biological process: translation; ribosomal large subunit assembly. The coding region runs from base 102 to 1031 and encodes 309 amino acids.